AAAAAAUUAAAAAGCUUAGGAGACUAGAAUUUUAACCAACAUUUUAUGCACUCUGAGUCUCAAAUUAAUUGUUUUUAAUCUUAGAGUACUCAAUGCUAGGGUAUGAACAGUGACAAAAAAAUUGUUAACUGUUACAAUAUCCCAGGUCUAUCAUUGGUUACGACACAAGUGCAAGUAUUGGAAGAAAACACUCCUGAACUUUAUCACAGUAAUUGUGUCUAAUUAAAAAUCUCAUGACUCAUUGGUAUAGUAAUGAAGAAUGGCACCAUAUAUAUCAUUAUCCUUUUUUAAAGCGUUUGUUCACGUUAGGAGACGAACCGUAUGAUAAAUUGUUUUUUUGUCAUUGGUUUGUUCCACCCGGAUUACGACUUGAAAACUACUCGAACAAAGAGCCCUUAUCCGCUUGCCAAUCGUCAGAGUCAUGGUUUCAUUCAGUGGAAGCUUUCACUUAUCAAUUACGUUAUGCAGUUGUUCCCGAUCCUGGGUAUUCCAUUUCAGCAUUAUCAGAAUUUCUUUAUCGACUCCUUUUGUGUUGUUUACCAACAACCAAUGGUGGUUUCACAGCUGACGCUCUGUUAUUGAAGAAUGGUAUUCUCGUACAUACAUGGGCAACCUGCAUUAUAAAUUUAAUUGAGGCAAUAGAUGAACGUCUCCUGUUAUUGUUUGGAACUGAUUUCCCCAAGCAUCUCGUUCGGAAUGCAAUGUGUUAUGAUUUGAUCUAUUCUGUUUUGCAAGUCAUUGGGUGGAAUGUGUUUCAUAUACAUAAACUUCGUCAUACCCCGUGUUAUCAUUAUUUUCCUUCUCCUGGAAGUCAUGAUUUUCGUUUAUUUGCCAAAAAAUUGAAACCAUUAUUGUACAAUUUGAAUACCUUAGCGAACGAUCAAACAUUUAAUGAUUUAACUCGAUUGAACCUUUUUAUCGACAAUUCAAGUACUAUCAGUACUUUUCAAAAAAAUCUACAGUUCUGUAGUACCAAUGACGAGUAAGUUUGUAGAUCACAUUCUGUAUUGAUCAUGGCAUUGAAUAAUCUGUAUGUAGUGAAUGGCCAUCUAUAAACUUAUCGAAUAAGAGAUUUCCUCCCGCUCAUUUAUUGAGACUGGUUGCCGCUCUUCAGUUGAAAUUUUUUUCGGAUUCGUCAGACAAUACAUCCAUCUUAUGUGAUAUUC
Hylaeus volcanicus is the source of this 1166-nucleotide messenger RNA. RefSeq lists its product as uncharacterized. The transcript is spliced from 2 exons. Bases 234 to 986 code for a protein of 250 amino acids. The record is from RefSeq and is a predicted model, not a curated record. NCBI's taxonomy places the organism in Eukaryota, Metazoa, Arthropoda, Insecta, Hymenoptera, Colletidae.